AUGAGGAAUGCAUCGAAGCGCAAAGAUGAACUCCCAUGCAAAACCGAGCAUGUCAAAGUAGCCUGGACUCGCUCUUCCGAUCAAGCUCUUCUAACCGCUGGUCAGCACUCAUUUACCUCCGAUCCACGAUUUCAAGUUUCGAGGAAGUCCGACUCUGAUUGGAUACUCAUACUGAGAAGGGCAGAUCUCAGUGACAGUGGCUGCUAUCUAUGUGAAGUGAACACCGAGCCGCUAAGCACCAUCUAUGCUAUCUAUCUGGAUGUUCAAAUUUGUUACCGUACCCAAAGUACUUCUUUUCCAGAACGAGGCACUCGCCUAAUGGCAAAUAUGGCUGGAGAUGAAGUCCUUCUGAACUGCACAGUUGCAGUUGGCAAUGAGCCAGUGGACGAUGACGUCAUUUGGACGAGAGAUGGCAAAGAGAUGAAUUUGAACGAUACGAACAAAUAUAUAUGGAAGGUCAAGCGCUCAGCCGGAAUCAUUGUGCACACUGUAAGAAUCCGAGAAGCUACGAUGGAGGACGAUGGUAACUAUGCAUGCGAGAGCAAGCAUCAGCGAGCGAGCCAAAUCGUUCAUGUAAAUAGUAAGUUUUAUCAUAUGAGUAAGUGUUUCUUGAGCACCAGCGAGGAUUAGCA
Molecule: messenger RNA, 632 nt
Organism: Strongylus vulgaris
Lineage: Eukaryota; Metazoa; Nematoda; Chromadorea; Rhabditida; Strongylidae
Source: the annotation of a GenBank genome assembly